AUGCCCAUCCCGUGGUUCCUCUUACAGGGUCGUCCACAGGUCGGGAACCAAGCCUUUGCGAACUACGUCGAUCAACAACCGACGUCGGUCACUCACAUCAACCACGAAGGAGACCCGAUAUCCAUAUGUCCUGGGAUGUUCCUCGGCUUUGUCCACCCGUCGGGCGAGGUGCACAUUGAGGACUCGGGCGAGUGGGCGGCGUGCCCUGGCCAGGACAACCCGAGCACGCAGUGCAUCGGUUGUCGAGAUGGGAAUGGGGUGCUAGACCCUGCGCAGGUUACUGUUGCUAUUAUUGUAUUUCUACUACUGCAAGACAUUCCAGCAGACUUGAUACUGAUUCCCGUAAGAGGGCUAUCAGUGACGCCCGCAAGAUACCACGAAUAG
Postia placenta MAD-698-R-SB12 is the source of this 384-nucleotide messenger RNA. RefSeq lists its product as hypothetical. NCBI's taxonomy places the organism in Eukaryota, Fungi, Basidiomycota, Agaricomycetes, Polyporales, Adustoporiaceae. The record is from RefSeq and is a predicted model, not a curated record. Bases 1 to 384 code for a protein of 127 amino acids. The transcript is spliced from 3 exons.